ACAAAGUGGCAACGCUGGUUUUCUAAUUUAUUUUGAGCAAUUCUGCGUAUUUAACAGUUUCAUCAAACCGAAUUUAAAGCAAUAUUCAAAAGAUGUCCGAACCAUUUAACGAUUAUUUAGAAGAUAUUGUCGAGGAACUAGAGAGUCCCAAGUUAUGGUCAGAAACCUCUGAUUUUGAAAGCGCCAAAAAUGAUGUGGUGUACAAUUUGCGUAUGUGUAGCACUUCAUUUAAUAUCCUUUUUAACAGAUCCAUACUUUUCGGCACCGCCGCUCACCGCACUCGCCUUUACACUGACGAUCGGUACGAUGUGAUGCUUGAGCUGCUUAUACCGUCUUAUCAGAAAAUCUCUUCAUUUGAGAAUAAUGACAACUAUGUGUGCUUGGACGUAUCAGAUGUUCCCUACGAUUUGCCAAUAUCAGAUCAGAAGGACUUGAUUAAUCGGCAUUUGCUUAAAAAUUGGCUGGAUGACAUAUUUCUCAAAGCAUUUGACAGAUAUAUAAAUAGUUUCUGGGGCUCUAAGUAUUACGAAUUGACCUAUGAAUUGCACGACAUGUCGCACGUUGUUUUUGCACGAUCGAAAACGCGGGCUUUCAAAAUUGUAUUUGUGCCCUCGAUAAAGUGUGUACUCGGAGCUCCUGUUUCCGCCAUAACCAAGCUGGUGCCAGGCAGCCUGGCUAAAUACUCUUUCCUGCCCAGCCAGCCGGAAGUAGAGCACAACCGGUUACAGGUGGAUGUCGUGAGGAAGGCGCUGAUUCUCUUGCAGGCCUUAUGCGAAGCGAAGGGCCUGACCGAAAUACGCUAUUAUCAGCUUGUGAAUUUGGGAAUAUCGCCGCAUGUUAACAAAUACGCAAUAACUACUACUUUGGACGAUGUAUUUCUAAUGUUGCUUGCCGAACUGUGCGAUGCUGUUGAAAGCCAACAUCUAGCCCAUUAUUUUCUCGGCGACUUGAAUCUUCUUGGCAACAUAAGCUGCGAAGAACUGUACGAAUAUGAGAGUAUACUUGACCGGGCUUACAGCACUCUCAGUUCGUAUGUCCAUCAAGGAGCGCUGUCGUAUGAACGUUGCAGAAGUCACUUUGAAUAGCUAAAUAACAUUUGUUUAUAUAAGUCUUAUGCUCUAUAUGAAAGCUAAUUCAACAAACUCCUGUUAACAAUUAGAAAACCUCACUUAGAUGAG
This is a messenger RNA of Drosophila novamexicana, 1178 nucleotides long. RefSeq lists its product as uncharacterized. The record is from RefSeq and is a predicted model, not a curated record. Bases 93 to 1085 code for a protein of 330 amino acids. NCBI's taxonomy places the organism in Eukaryota, Metazoa, Arthropoda, Insecta, Diptera, Drosophilidae. The transcript has 4 exons.